AUGGUUCAGCAAGCAAUACAUCAAAAUGCUGCUUACCUAGCCGAGAAACAGGGCCUAGGUGUAAUUGAUGCAGUUUUGGAUGCUUUGAACAAAUCUGGUUAUCAUAAUCAGACAGCUAAGAAAAUUAUGGUAAAAUCUGGUGAUAGUGCUGUUUUGAAUAAGUUCAAGAAUAGCCACAAUUAUGAGCUUGUUUACUUGAUCGAUGGGGAUAUCCGUGACAUUACGAACUCAACAAUUUUGGAGAUCAAAAAGUUUGCCAGUUCUGUAGUCAUCACGAAAGGAUCCGUAUUUCCUACUGAUGCAGCAUUUAUCACCUUGCAAACGGAUGUGGUCCCUAAGUUCCAGGCCUUUGGAUUCCCUGUUUAUGUGGAAAAAUUCAGAAAUGAGUUUUUGUCUCAACCAUGGGAUUUCUACGCGGAUGCUUACAUGGAGAUCAACACACAUGUUUCUUUAAUGGAAAUUAAUGGUGUCAUAACGGACUUCCCAUCUACAGCAGCUAAAUAUAGAAGGAAUCGAUGUUUAGGGUAUAGAGAUUUGCCACUAUACAUGAGCCCUGUGCAACCUGGCGGCCUUAUUAGCCUUAUGGCACCUCAAUAUUUGCCACCAGCCGAGGCUCCAGGCCCUGUCCUGUCAGAGAAUGACGUGAUUGAACCACCUCUACCUCCCGUUGUGGAGAAGCCCCCGACAACGAACACUGGCAAUGGCUCUAUGGCACCAGGUCCCACCACACGAAAUGGACAGCCUACAAUUGUUGCAAGCAUGAUCCUAAGUAGCAUUGCUGUCCUGGCAACCCUUUUGCUUUGCUGA
Molecule: messenger RNA, 807 nt
Organism: Fraxinus pennsylvanica
Lineage: Eukaryota; Viridiplantae; Streptophyta; Magnoliopsida; Lamiales; Oleaceae
Source: the annotation of a GenBank genome assembly